UUUGCUGCGGAAUAUGAGACUUCAAGAUGGCUGCGCCCUUAAAUGACGAGAUCCAAUCUGUUUCCUACUAUAAUAUUCGACAUGUAUCAUUGCAUGGCUAUGUUGCGCCCUUUAUUUUCAUUUAUAUAGCUUGGUUUUAUACGUGGGCUAAUGUCUAUGGAAUUCAGGAUUACUACGAGGGCGGUUUGAUAGCUUUGGCAAUUAUCGGCUUGGUGCAGAUUCUGACGGCGUUGUUUUGUUUGUGGUCGAUUCAUGUGAGAUGUGCACUCACAUGUUCUAAAGAAACCAGUCCGUUCAAGGCGUCCUGGGUGAAGGUUGUGCCAACACCAAACAAUGGAUCUACAGAACUUAUUCGACUGCAUCACCAAAAGAAGGAGAAAGGGGAGGAGAUAUGGUUCAACUUCCAGAAGACCAAGUACCUGUAUGAUGCGGACGAGCGGAAACAGUUCUACACGUUGUCCUUCCCCGACAACCACAGCAUCAAGUACUACAUGGAGUGGAAGGGCUACCAGGAUGAGGUGGAGAUGAAGGCGGCAGAGUCCAAGUUCGGACUCAACAACAUGACCAUGGACAUCCCCGCGUUCAUGGAGCUGUUCAGUGAGAGGGCCACCGCACCAUUCUUCGUGUUCCAAGUGUUCUGCGUGGGUCUGUGGUGCCUGGACGAGUACUGGUACUACAGUGUGUUUACACUGUUCAUGUUGAUAGCGUUCGAGGCCACGCUCGUACAACAGCAGCUUCGCAACAUGUCGGAGAUCAGGAAGAUGGGGAAUAAACCCUAUGUGAUGCAGGCCUAUCGGAACCGGAAGUGGCUGCGAAUUUUAUCUGAUGAAAUAGUCCCAGGGGACAUAAUCUCAAUAGGGCGAUCUCAGGACGACCGCCUCGUACCAUGUGACAUGCUGCUACUGAGGGGCCCCUGUAUAGUAGAUGAGUCCAUGCUGACAGGGGAGUCGGUGCCCGUCAUGAAGGAGCCGGUGGAGUGCCUGGAUCUGGAUCACAUGUUCGACCUGGAGCAUGACGGCAAGCUGCACGUGCUGUAUGGUGGUACAAAGGUAGUGCAGCACUCGCCCCCCAGCAAGACCGGACCGGGACUCAAAUCCAGUGACAAUGGGUGUAUAGCAUUCGUAUUGCGGCACAGUUUCAACACGUCUCAGGGCAAGCUGCUGCGCACCAUCUUGUACGGUGUGAAGAGAGUGACGGCCAACAACCUCGAGACGUUCUGCUUCAUCCUCUUUCUCCUCAUCUUCGCCGUCACUGCGGCCAGCUAUGUCUGGAUAGAAGGCACCAAGAAUCCUGACCGAAACCGCUACAAGCUGUUCUUGGAGUGUACUCUCAUCCUGACUUCAGUGGUGCCACCGGAGCUGCCCAUAGAACUGUCUCUGGCUGUCAACACAUCGCUACUGGCUCUCACCAAGCUGUAUGUGUACUGCACCGAGCCCUUCCGUAUACCCUUUGCUGGUAAAGUAGACAUCUGCUGUUUUGACAAGACAGGCACGCUCACAAGUGACAACCUGGUGGUGGAGGGUGUUGCUGGUCUCAAUGGGUCCGAGAUCAUCUCAGCACAAGAUGCCCCACUGGAGACGGCACAGGUGAUGGCAACGUGUCACUCUUUGGUUCAGCUGGAUGAUGAGAUGGUAGGCGACCCGCUGGAGAAAGCCACUCUCAAUGCCGUGGAGUGGACACUCACUAAAGGUGAGGCUGUGGUUCCGCAGAAGAAGAAGACACAUGGCAUGAAGAUCUUCCACAGAUUCCACUUCUCCAGUGCCCUGAAGAGAAUGUCCGUGAUUGCUGGUCACACAAUGCCUGGCUCCAUGGAAACAGACUACAUGGCCACAGUAAAGGGAGCACCAGAGACACUUAAACCCAUGUUCAAGAACCCGCCAGCGGACUAUGAUGACGUGUACCUGACCAUGGCCAGGAGAGGUGCUAGAGUGCUGGCCCUUGGAUACAAACGCAUGGGAAGCCUUUCACAUCAAGAGGUGCGGGAGAUGACGCGGGAGGAGGCGGAGUGUCAGCUGGAGUUUGCAGGCUUCAUCAUCAUCUCUUGUCCCCUCAAGGCCGACUCCAAGGCCUCUGUCAAGGAAAUCUACAACGCCUCCCAUGUGGUUGCCAUGAUUACUGGAGACAACCCACUGACAGCCUGCCAUGUUGCCAAGGAGCUGAGAAUCACCCGGCGAGAGACUGUCAUCCUGCAAGGGCCAAAUGAUAAAGCCCGAGGCUGGCACUGGCAGUCAAUCGAUGAUCGUGUUGUCAUCCCAGCCAUACCAAUGGACAUGAAGAAAGAGCUUCUAGCUGCAUACGACCUGUGUCUCACGGGAGAGGCCCUCACUUGGCUGCAGACAGAACACUACAAGCUCCUGAGAAUCGUGCUGCCAAAUACUAAAGUCUUUGCCAGGGUAGCCCCAAAACAAAAGGAGUUCAUAGUUACAGCCCUGAAGGGCAUGGGCUACACCAUUCUCAUGUGUGGAGAUGGAACUAAUGAUGUUGGGGCUCUCAAACACGCUCAUGUUGGUGUUGCACUACUGGCCAACGCUCCAGAGAGGCUGCCCGACAAGAAGAGGAGAAGAGAUGAGAACAGCAGCAGUGUAGAUGGCGAGACCCCCAAUGACAAGCUGCAGAUGAUGAGUCAGCGCGGUGGGGGCAAGGUGUCAGGACGGGCUGCCAAGCAGAGAGCCAUUGCAAGGGGAGAUAACCUCGCUCCUGCACAGAAAAAGCUUGCUGCCAUGUUGAAAGAACUUGAAGAAGAGGAAAAAUCACAGAUUGUUAGACUUGGAGAUGCCAGCAUAGCAUCCCCUUUCACAUCCAAACUAUCCACAGUGGCUAGUGUGUGUCACAUCAUCAAACAAGGGCGAUGUACUCUUGUGACAACCCUGCAGAUGUUUAAGAUCCUGGCCCUGAAUGCCCUGAUCCUGGCUUACAGCCAGAGCGUGCUGUACCUGGACGGCAUCAAGUUCAGUGACGGCCAGGCCACCAUGCAGGGUCUGCUGCUGGCUGGCUGCUUCCUGUUCAUCUCUCGGUCCAAGCCACUGAAGACACUGUCGAAGGAGCGUCCACUGCCAAACAUCUUCAACCUGUACACAAUACUUACAGUGCUGUCUCAGUUUGCUGUACAUUUUAGUAGUUUAGUCUAUUUAGUCGGGGAGGCGCAUCGACACGAUGCAGCAAGAAAAGAAGAGUUUCCAGAUUUAGAAGCAGAGUUCAAGCCAACCAUCUUAAACACAACUGUAUAUAUCAUGUCCAUGGCUUUACAAGUCUCAACAUUUGCUGUCAACUAUAGGGGAGAACCAUUUAUGGAGAGUUUAAAGGACAAUAAACCCCUCCUGUACAGUUUGAUGUUCUCGGGCGGCGCCAUCUUUGCACUGGCAAGUGGACUGCUUCCUGACCUUGCAGACCAGUUUCAACUGGUGGCCUUGCCAGAUGAGUUUCGCAACACAGUUCUUGGUGUCAUAUCGGCCGACAUUGUUUUAGCAUUUGUAGUCGACAGAGUUAUACGAUUUUGCCUAGGAACGGGGAAGUUAAAAUCUACAUAUUAAUUUAUUUUUAUAUAACAUUGCCUUUCACAUGCUUUUAUUAACAUGGCUGUGUCUCAAAUACAGGAUUUCCCCCUAGCCCCUUGAGGUACUGUUUCUCAGUCACACAUCAUUCCUACAUUGACUUUCAUCCUAUGGUUUACAAUGGGGCCAGUUGGUGUUGGAGGUGCACCCGCUCUUCAGAUGCUAAUGUGCUGUCAUGUGGCGUCUCCAUGUGUGUCUGGUGCACUGCACUAAGGAACAUCACAUGAAGCAGUAUACAUUAACUCAAUCAUGCCUCUCUUAUAGAAUAUUAUCCUUAGACUGAGCUGCUUUUGUUGUGCUAUGAAAUCCUGAAUAAGUAUUAUCUGAUACCAGUAUAUUUGAUAAUUCUGUGACGUAACAUGGAUCCCAUGUCAGCUGGAUGACAUCCCAUGUUUGCAAGGUGAUGUCCCAUGUUUGCAAGGUGAUGUCCCAUGUUUGCAAGGUGAUGUCCCAUGUUGCAAGGUGAUGUCCCAUGUUUGAUUGGAUGAAAUCCCAUGUUUGCAAGGUGGUGUCCCAUGUUUGAUUGGAUGACAUCCCAUGUUUGCAAGCUGACAUCCCAUGUUUGCAAGGUGAUGUCCCAUGUUUGCUAGGUGAUGUCCCAUGUUUGCAAGGUGGUGUCCCAUGUUUGAUUGGAUGACAUCCCAUGUUUGCAAGCUGACGUCCCAUGUUUGCAAGCUGACAUCCCAUGUUUGAUUGGAUGACAUCCCAUGUUUGCAAGGUGAUGUCCCAUGUUUGAUUGGAUGACAUCCCAUGUUUGCAAGCUGACGUCCCAUGUUUGCAAGGUGGUGUCCCAUGUUUGAUUGGAUGACAUCCCAUGUUUGCAAGCUGACGUCCCAUGUUUGCAAGCUGACAUCCCAUGUUUGAUUGGAUGACAUCCCAUGUUUGCAAGGUGAUGUCCCAUGUUUGAUUGGAUGACAUCCCAUGUUUGCAAGCUGACGUCCCAUGUUUGCAAGGUGAUGUCCCAUGUUUGAUUGGAUGACAUCCCAUGUUUGCAAGGUAAUUUCCCAUGUUUGCAAGGUGAUGUCCCAGGUUUGACUGGAUGACAUGUCUGCUAGGUGAUGUCCCAUAUUUGAUUGGAUGGCAAUCUGUUGAGAUCUACUACAUGUACAUGUAUAUGCACAUUCAAUUUCAAAUGCAAAAAUCUGUUUGGAAAUUUUUUGUUUGUUUGUAUGACAUAUAGCAAAAUUUGCAGCAGAUUAAACAUCAAUCAACACCUAUGCAUUUCAUAUUUCAUGUGUUAUUUGUAGUUGAGUAGGUGUGGGAAUUAAGAAUCAGUGUCCCUAUUACUGUGGUAUUGUUUGUUAACAAAGCAAAUGUACUGUUCCUGUUAGCCUCAACGGAGAUAUGGGCUUAGUGCUAUCCAAGGGGAGAUAACUUAAUAGGUACCCUGACAGUGGGGAGGAAGCCUGUAUUCGAGACAAAGCUUUCUCCAGUCACCUCAGUGAGAGCCAGAGUUUUGUAACACUAUUUUUGAUUGGGCGGAGAUGUGGAUCUCAAGCAGACCAAUUGAUAGUAUAAGUAACCAUGUGAUUAUGUCAUAAUUGUGAUUGGAUGACAGGCUUGUAUAUUAUAGACCCAGGGACAAAUUCUGACUAUGAAGCAACUGUUUGAUGUCUAUAAUGAGACUUUUGAUGAGGAGCAGGCAACUGUUGAUAGAUGUGAUGCUCUAAUUGUGUAUUCCUGUACCAAUAUGGAAUCACUCUUGAUUUGGCUUUGUUAUUCAUGGAGCUUGAUCUACCAUGUCUCUUAUGUUGAGUUGUUUCCCUUAGACAUGCCAGAAUCCUGUGAUUGAGGGUUGAAAUUCGCACAUCUGCCUGAUUAUGAUUCUUGGUAUCACCAUACACGUCACUGUAUUGGAAAUAUCUUAAGACCUGCAUCAUUUUGAGCUUUCUUAUACAAUAACCUGACGUGCCGUGAUGUAACUGAAAUACUGAUCAAAGUGGGGUCAAAUCAAAUUCACUCACUCUCGAUUACUGUAUCUGUACUAUUCACACAAGGGGUUUCCCAGAAAUGUGGAAGUAGUGGGUCACUGUCUACAUCACUUUCAAGUGAAAGUGUGCUGUUUGCACGUUAUGAACAUCAGUUUUGUUGUCAUGUGCCCAUUAUCUCACUGACAAAGCAUAUGUCGCAUAAACAUUACAUUAAUACAUUAUGCCCUGAUUAGUUCAACUCUGUUCUAAUGUGAUAACAUGUUUGAAUUUGUCUCGUGGGUGACAGUUGAGUGAGUGUAUUGUGUCGUUCCUCGUGUUCACACGUGCGUCCUAUUGAUGUCCACAUGGAGAUAAGGCCCUGCUAGAUGUUAGCAAGAAAUAAGGCUGCAUUGACGCAGAAGUCACAGUAAGAAACGCAUCUUGUUAUAUGACCAGUGGGGACAUUAGCAUUGUCAAAAUAAAUAUUGCCUUGAAUACUCUGACAGUUUAUCCAGUAAAACUGCAUUUCAGGAAAAGAAGUUUUCUUAUCAAAAUAUAUAUAAGCAUUGGAAAAAAGUUCAGAACCAUGUGUCGUAUCAAUAUCUACAUAUGACACAUAUCUCAUUUUUGUAAAGUACCUGUUGAAAAAUUGGUACGAGAGCAGUAAGAUUGUCACUUUGUAAACACGCACAAAUGUGUUUCAUUAUAAUGUUAAUACAGGAAACAAUUUUUUAAAUAGCUACUUUAUGUGCAAGUACGUUGUGACCCAUGUUUAACCUGUUCCCAUGUUUAAGCAUUUUAACCAGUGACUAAAUAUGAGCAACUACACAUGUCUAGGACGUGUUGGGGAAGUUGUUAACGCCAUAGCUAUUUGCAAAACCGACUUUUGUAAUACAUAGUACAUGGUCACAUUGAUGAGUUCUGCAUGAUGAGGUAACAAGCAUCGAGUAUUGUCGUCCCAGGGUCAAGUCUCAGGAUGUGCAGAUGAAUCAUUGACCCAUGUAUAGUGUACUGUGUAUAUGUUUAAGGGAUGACCGAGGGUUGUGUUGGGUGCCUUUGUUCUGGUAUUGUCAGUUGGAUAACUUGACCUGAAUAAACCACUGAACUGGA
This is a messenger RNA of Haliotis rufescens (red abalone), 6571 nucleotides long. RefSeq names its product endoplasmic reticulum transmembrane helix translocase-like. Gene Ontology annotation, cellular component: endoplasmic reticulum membrane. The transcript has 26 exons. The coding region runs from base 27 to 3530 and encodes 1167 amino acids. Gene Ontology annotation, molecular function: ATP binding; P-type ion transporter activity; ATP hydrolysis activity. The record is from RefSeq and is a predicted model, not a curated record. Lineage: Eukaryota; Metazoa; Mollusca; Gastropoda; Lepetellida; Haliotidae. Gene Ontology annotation, biological process: intracellular calcium ion homeostasis.